AUGGAGUCAAACAACGCCAAGUACGAGAAUAAUAUUUCUGUGGAUACUUCAGAAUCCCGAGAUUCCAGACACCGGCGCCAUAUUGCUUUUGUGAACGAUGCUUACUCAUCUGAUGAAUCAGAAACAGACGGUUCAUCAGCAACGUCUGGCUAUAGUUCCCGAGCUAGCAGUCCCCAUGAUCUGAGCGACGGUGAGGAUGGAGUGGUGUAUGAGAGUACGAAGCCGCUCAUCCACACGCUGGAGUACAUCCUCUGCGUGAAGGAAAUGUGUGACGUCACAUUCCUUGCUGGCAAAACGAAGGAACCUGUUUACGGACUGCAGGCAGUCAUGGGCUCAAGGUCAAGAUACUUCUAUCAAUUAUUUCUAUCAAAACGGAAAACACACACGAGAAAGUCCAGCAAGGUUAAGAGGGGAUUUUUCUCCUUCUUCAAGAAAAAGUCAAAGAAAACAAGCCCUGAAGCAACUGGAGCAUGUGACACCGGAGACAACCACAUCACCAUUCCUGUUCCCGACUACGACCACGACGUGGUCAGGAAAGUUGUCACAUUCGUUCACCUUGGUCACGUGGCCAUGACAACAGAUAGUGUCAUAGUACCCAUGUGUUUCAGGUGA
Messenger RNA from Haliotis rubra (blacklip abalone), 612 nucleotides. Its product is annotated as serine-enriched protein-like. NCBI's taxonomy places the organism in Eukaryota, Metazoa, Mollusca, Gastropoda, Lepetellida, Haliotidae. Gene Ontology annotation, molecular function: protein binding. The record is from RefSeq and is a predicted model, not a curated record. The coding region runs from base 1 to 612 and encodes 203 amino acids. The transcript has 5 exons.